CACCACCUGUCUUCCUCUUCUUCUUUGUUCUCAGGUGACAAACUAUGCAGUGUAGAAGACUGUUUUCCAGGCACAGGAGUAUAUUUGCGGCACGGCUACAUAUACUCCUCACUAGCAGGCUACGUGCUCAGGAAAAACGAGGGAGAGGAGUUACCCGUGAUCUCAGUUGUGAGGGAAACAGAAGCACUACUGCUGCCAGAUGUAGGAGCAAUAGUCACCUGUAAGGUGACCAGCAUCAACCCCAGGUUCGCCAAGGUCCAGAUCCUCUAUGUGGGCUCCACGCCACUGAAGGAUCGCUUCAGAGGGACUAUCAGAAAAGAAGAUGUGCGUGCAACAGAGAAGGACAAGGUGGAGACAUACAAAAGCUUCAGACCUGGUGACAUCGUCCUGGCAAAAGUGAUUUCUUUGGGCGACGUUCAGUCGAACUACCUGUUGACAACUGCUGAGAAUGAGCUGGGAGUCGUGGUGGCACACAGUGAAGCAGGUGCCCAGAUGGUUCCCAUCAGCUGGUGCGAGAUGCAGUGCCCGCGGACACACACCAAAGAGUUCCGCAAAGUGGCACGAGUGCAGCCGGAGUACUUACAGGCGUGAAAGCCCUGAAACUUCUCUCUUCCACAAGGAACACACAGCUUCCCCCCCUCCCUACUUCAGUCACUGUUGUCAAGUAGCCUCUCAACUGUUUCAGAUGUUUUCUGAGAGACUGGACGACGUGCAACCUGGUGACUACUUCUGGUGUCUUUCUUAAGUGUUAUUUUUUUUUAUAACAGCUUUCCCAGUGCACGUUGUGUCAUCAGUUAAUUGUACCAGCUUGUAAACACUGAAGCAGCAUCAAAACAAACUGCCAAACUUUUCUAACUGGCCACUGUUGAGAUUAAGUAUUUAGAUCAGGUCAUUUAAAAGAUGAACUGUGUUGCUUGGUAACUGUAAGACUUGGUUGGGGCAAGAAUCAGAUUACACCUGAAGGCAGAGGUUAAAGUACAUACUCUAACCAGAGGUGUCCAACAAAGGGCAGUGGCUGCAUUUGGUCUGAAACCAGGAGGAUCUGCACUGCACUCUGAAGCUCUUUCUGCAUGUGUGGCUGACUUGAUUUUCUUAAAUAUCUUUUCUAUGAAGAUGUCUUUGUCUCCUGAGGCUAAUUUUUUUUUUCAUAAACCUCAGCUUUUCCAGUUACAACAUGUGGAGUAAUGUCCACACAGCAGUUUUAAAGGGAAAGUGAAUGAUGUAGAGCCUAAUGUUCAAACUGACACAGCUACCAUACACGGAAUACUGAAGUACAACAUAUGAGUCAAAUAUUUUUCUUUUUCAGCACAUAAUUGAAACUGAACCAUUCUGCAAAGAGAAAUGUUUCCAUUUUAUCUCUGAUGUAAAGUGUAUUUUUCUUUAUUCUCUCUUCGCUUUACAGAUGUCUUGUGCAAAAUUGGAAUAAAAUGACCAUCGGAAACAA
Messenger RNA from Paralichthys olivaceus (Japanese flounder), 1444 nucleotides. The record is from RefSeq and is a predicted model, not a curated record. Lineage: Eukaryota; Metazoa; Chordata; Actinopteri; Pleuronectiformes; Paralichthyidae.